GAGGGGGGUGAUUAGGAUGAAUUGUGUGUGAAUCGGGAGCGGGGUUAUAAAUCCAGCCCAACGAGUUCCGCGUUCAAGUCAAGUCAGGUCAUGGACAAAGAAGUAUUCUCUGUUUCGUCAGAUAUGGCUGCAUCUCGAAAUGGUGAUGGGUCGUCCCUCCUGGAUCUGGACACUGGCUUUUUGUAUUCCGGUUCGUCCAUUGACCUGCAUCAAAGGCUGCAAGUUGUGCGCAUGUCCCGUUCAGCGACUGCAGUGGAGUACCCUGGGCUCCGCUCCUCUGCACUGGCACCUCGGUGCCACCCUGCCAGUGCACGCUCCCCUUCCUUGUCCCCUCAAGUCCGGUCCCCGUUAACUUGGGACCACACUCCUGAGCCCAAUGGGGGCCUUGUUGUUCCUGUGGAGGUCCAAUCCCAUCCGGAGAUUGUGGUGGAGUACACUGGGGUUGGCACAUCCUCCCUGGCAUCUCGGUGCCACUCUGCCAGUGUGCUGUCCACUUCCUUGGCCCUCAAAGUCCAGUCCCCCCCCUUAACCCCCCUUACCGUUCCUGCGGAGGUGCUGUCGUCCACACCGCGUGAGGGGGAGAAGCUAAAACCUGAGCUGGACAGUUUACCGAAUCUGUCACUCAUCGACCUGCUAUCCCCCAGGUGGUCCCCGCUGUCCUGGAAGGUCUCCCCCUCGCAUUCUCCGCCCUGUUCCCACACAGUCAGCCUGCUUGACUCUACCCCUGAGUGCCGUUCCCCGUCCUUUUCCCUGGUGGAGGUUUCCUUCGUGUGAAGUGCAAGCUGGGAGCGUAGUUGUCCUUUGGCCUGCAGUCCGAGGUAUUGACUGAGGGUACUGAACUGAAAGGCCUGAGCCUGGACCUUGAGCACAAAGCCCAAGCUCAGGCAAGACGAUUGAGACAAUUCUCCAAAUUUUUAUUUGCAGCGUGAGGAAGCCUAACAGGGCAGUGGUACUGUUGCAUGAAGAUGUUCUUAUUAAAUGCAUAACUUUUAUACUUUUAGUUAACAAUAUUAAAUAAAAUGUAUACUGUUGAAAC
Messenger RNA from Conger conger (European conger), 1036 nucleotides. RefSeq lists its product as uncharacterized. The record is from RefSeq and is a predicted model, not a curated record. The coding region runs from base 91 to 774 and encodes 227 amino acids. NCBI's taxonomy places the organism in Eukaryota, Metazoa, Chordata, Actinopteri, Anguilliformes, Congridae. The transcript is spliced from 2 exons.